Molecule: messenger RNA, 1928 nt
Organism: Hyposmocoma kahamanoa
Lineage: Eukaryota; Metazoa; Arthropoda; Insecta; Lepidoptera; Cosmopterigidae
Exons: 11
Coding region: 75-1928 (617 amino acids)
Biological process (GO): nucleocytoplasmic transport; activation of GTPase activity
Cellular component (GO): nucleus; cytosol; perinuclear region of cytoplasm
Molecular function (GO): GTPase activator activity; small GTPase binding
Source: RefSeq, a predicted model, not a curated record
AACUUUAUAACAAUGUUCUUAAGUAAAUAUAAGAAGCAAAUUUUCAUUUCAUUAUACUUUUAAUUAUAAUUAAAAUGAAAUUACCCGACAGCAUAAACUUUAAUACAUAUUUAGCUUAUAAACCUAAUGCAAAGAUAGAACCCGAAAGAAAAAUUAAACCAGAAAAAUUUGAAUGGGAUGACAACCACCCAAAACCUUUAUCUGUUUUGUGUAUCGAAAAGCUGUGUGAAAAUUGGAUGGGUUUUCCAAAACUAGAGGAACUAAUAGCGAAGGAUCGGGAAUUAUUUCUUCAAAUAUUGAAUACAAACGUACCUUUGCAAAUUUUAGUAGACAACAUAAAAAGUGAUAUUUUCUGGAAGAGAUAUUACAAUACCAAAUGGUUCGAUUCACCUCAAAUCACUAACGAAAAACGAUGGAUUAAUGUCUUCAUUGAACGAUAUUACGCAGGUAUUUUAGAAAACAUGAAUCCACGACAAUAUGAUCCUGAAAAGAUGACAACUUUAGUGAAACUUUGUGGUCCUUACAUAGAAUCACUUUCAAUACGAAGCUUGAUCCCAUCUGAUCUUCCAGUUCAAAGAACGACGUCACCUGAGAUGGCGGAUUUAAUAACGAGUCGUCCUAAAAAUGAGCAACAAUCACAGUUUAAAAACAUGGGCCCACUAACAAGAGAUCAUAUAUCUUUGCACGCUGUGUUAGGGAGUUUGACAAAUCUAGUCGAGCUUCAUAUUACUUACCAACUGAAAAAUAUUGGAAUUGAAUACAGGAAAGAUCAAUUUCAAUUUACCAAUAAUGAUGCAAAGAAUCUUGCGCGUGGUCUCGAGAAAUGUGAGCAGUUAAAAGUUUUAAAAAUAACAAGAAGUGAUUUAAAUUGCCAAAGAUUAAAAUAUAUUUUACGAGGCAUAUCUGACAAUCGCAACUUGGAAACACUAGAUUUCAGCCAUUGUAAAAUAAAAGAUGAAGGAGCAGCUUAUGUGGCAAAAUAUAUUUCUAAACACGAAAACCUUAGGAACUUAUUGUUAACAGAUAAUGUUUUCGGACCACCUGGAACAGAAAGCAUAUCACAAGUUCUUAUUCAGUCAAGUUGCAGUGUACGUAAUUUGGACUUGAGGUUAAAUAAUAAACUUGGCUCAGAAGGAAUUGCUUUUAUAGCUAUUGCAAUAGCAAGAGGUUGCAAUCUUACAGCUCUUAACAUUUCCGGUUGUGGUAUAAAAUCAAGACCUCUGUUAAAAACACCCGUAGGUGUUUGGUCGACUACAACUGCAGAAAAUCCGCCGACAUGUGGAGAUUUAUUAGCACGUGCUAUCGGUUUAGUGAAAACCCCUUUGCGGUCUUUAGACAUAAGUGUUAAUGAUAUUGGAUCUCCCAGCGACAUGACGUUGGCUAACGCGAUUUGUCUAAGCUAUCUCAUAGACAUAAAUUUAAAAAGAUCAGGAAUGAGUUCUACUGCAAUGGCAAUUGCAGAAUCAGCAGCAGCAGCACAAAGAUUGAGAAGAGAGACAGAAAAGGGCAUACGCUUUAGAAGAAGUGCUAGUAGAGUUCUACAGGCUCGAAGGGUUGCCAAGUGCAUGAAUAUCGAUGCUGACCCAGUGCUUCUUGCUCAGCAACUUUCUGCUAGGCCAUCUAUAGUAUCUGUAGCUUCAGAAGAAGGGCCUUAUAAUGUAUUUACACAGCCACUACCAACAGAUUUUGGAUUUGUACCUGCCUUCAAAAGCCCUUUGGCGUCUUCUCGAGCUUCGUCCAUUACGGGUCCACCAACGUCAAGAAGAUCAAGUCAUCACAUAGUGCUAGAGCCAGUGAAGGAAGUUCGUCGAACUACUUUGGUACGCCGAGGUUCAGAUGGGUCUCUGCUACAACCAAGAAGUGCUAAUUCUGAACGUCACAUAAAAAUUUUUGUAUCAAAUGAAAUAUAUUACACAGCUGACGAUUAA